Messenger RNA from Diabrotica virgifera virgifera (western corn rootworm), 14860 nucleotides. RefSeq lists its product as uncharacterized. The record is from RefSeq and is a predicted model, not a curated record. The transcript has 17 exons. The coding region runs from base 100 to 4344 and encodes 1414 amino acids. NCBI's taxonomy places the organism in Eukaryota, Metazoa, Arthropoda, Insecta, Coleoptera, Chrysomelidae.
GUAGUUCUUGAAGUACUAUGCAGCGGUGAACACCUUCUUCGAGGCUGUGGUAUGUAUAUACAGGGUGUACAGUGCUAGUGCGUUGCGUGCGAUAGCAAUAUGGGAUCGAUGUCGCGCCCCGUGGGGGUUUUCUGUUUAGUGCAAGUGCUAUGUUUUUGGACCGUUUACGUGCAAGGACACGUCGCAUUGACAUUUCCACCGGCUAGAAAGUAUGACUUGGAUUUCUUGGAUAGCUCGCGCACGAAACCGCCAUGCGGAAUGCCAAAAGGAAAUAUUAAGACUUCGUUAUUAGAAGGUAGCAAAUUUAACGUAACCUGGCAUCUAGGAUAUCCUCAUAGGGGAGGAUUUAAAAUUCAAUUAUUAGACUUCUUAGAGAGGCCAGUACUAGACUUGACACCAACGAUACAAGGCUCCGAAUUUGUAUCGAAUGAUGCCACAGCUCAAUCCUUUCAUGUGCAGUUGCCAAACCAAUUCAACUGUGAGAAUUGUACAUUAAGACUGAUACGACAAGCCCUUGAAUGGGGACAGAGCUAUAAGUUCUGGUCAUGCGCAGAUGUUGACAUAUUGCCAAGAAGAAAAUUCAGGGAAACAUGUAGCGGCCAUGGUAAAAAUCUAGUCGGAAGGUGCAAAUGUGAUAGACUUUAUUAUGGCGAAAUUUGCCAAUACAGAGACGAGUGCGUGGAGAAUAGUGAUUGCGGAGAACAUGGCAAAUGUAUAGAUGUUGGUGGAACCGUUUUCCCAAAGCAACAAUGUUAUUGCCAAUUGGGAUGGUAUGGACCAGGUUGUAUUAAACGUUCUGCAGUUAGAACAACAGAAAUCGACUUAGAGCUAUACACAGAAAAACAACUAAGUCCAACCUUCCGCCUUUAUUGGAGGAUUCUAAAAGAACACAACGAGCUCGAAGCUGUAUUGGUAGUUAACGGCACCAGCUACGCUGCGAUUGGUUGGAGACCAACAUCUCUUACCAAAAGUUGUAAAAACUUUCCUAUCAUCGGACCUGUUGGCACUUCGGGCUCGGAUCACUCAAAAGCAGAACCUAAUCCCAAAAGUGAGCCUGAACCUAAAAGCGAACCAGAACCUACCAGUGUACCAGAGCCUAAAAGUGAACCAGAGCCUAAGAGUAAUGGUGAACCCAAAACAAAACCUGAGCCUAAGACAGUACCGGAACCUAAGAGUGAGCCGGAACCAAAAAGUGAACCUGAGCCCAAGAGCGAACCUGAACCAAAGAGUGAGCCUGAACCGGAGCCGACAACGACGCAGCAACCCUCUAAAUACAGAAAAUCGCUCUACUCGAGACGAUCAGCUUCCCAAUCUCCAGCUUUGCGACGAGCUCUCCCCGUCAGUGAUGUUGUAGAAACUAGUGUAUCAUUUCAAGUCAGUAGAAAGCAAGGUCGAAGAAGAAGAGAUGUCGAAACUGUACCAGAACCCACUACCGAACAAGAAACAACGCAAGAGGCAACAACUCUACCUUCUGCAGAACCAGAUCUCACUCCUGUACCCGAACCCGAACCCAAAUCAGAACCUGCUCCAUCGCCUGAACCUACUACCGGUAAACCUAAAUCUGAACCUAGAGCGAGGUUGGAUCUCAAACCUAAAUUGAGGCUUCAACCGAAAGCUCUCAAACCCAUUCCAACUUCAACACCAGAACCUAAAUCUGAACCCGAACCUAAAUCUCAAUCUGAACCUAAUUCAGUACCAGAACCAAAAUCAGAACCAGAACCUAAAUCUGAACCUGAACCUACUUCAGUACCAGAACCAAAAUCAGAGCCAGAACCUAAAUCUGAACCGGAACCUAACUCUAAACCUGAACCUUCUUCUGUGCCAGAACCUAAAUCUGAACCUGAGCCUUCUUCAAUACCAGAACCUAAAUCCGAACCUGAACCUACUUCAGUACCAGAACCAAAAUCAGAGCCAGAACCUAAAUCUGAACCAGAACCCAAAUCUGAACCAGAACCUAAAUCCGAACCAGAGCCUAAAUCCGAACCAGAGCCUAAAUCAGAACCAGAACCUAAGUCCGAACCCGAACCCAAGUCUGAACCUGAACCCAAAUCUGUACCCGAACCAAGCUCUAAUACCGAAAAACUUUCCAAAAUUCAAGUUUCAACCGUUGGAAGUAGUGCAGGGCCCGAAAAAGAAGAGCAUCUUAAUCCUUACACACCUCGCCAUGAUUUUAAUCCCAUGGACUGCACUGAUAUUAUUAUUGGAAUGGCAAGAGGAAAUAACAGCCGAAUUGCGGACUAUUACACCAGAGAUCGGUCAACUCCCAGAAUGGACUCCUUUUGGGGAGGCAAAAACGAUCUUACCACUGCUAUGGGAUUUGAAAAGGACGGUGUAACUACAAUCCUCUUUAGAAGAAAGCUAGACUCCAAAGAACCAACAGAUCAUGCCAUUACAAAUGACUUGAUGCACGUCAUUUUCGCACAAGGCCAAGAACCUGGUAAAUACAUUCACGUGCCCAAAUCUGGAGUCGAAUCAGCAGAAGCUAAAAUAAAGGACUUCUACAAGCCCGACGAACUUAAAUACCACGGACACAAAGAGCAAAGAGGUGUCGUCAGUUUGAAUUUCUUCGAUGAGAAGAAAAUGGUGGAACCUGCUGGAGUUAUAGCAACAAGUGACACUGCAGAAAACAGAGACUGUGGUGGAAUUUGGAAGAUACCACGUAACUGUAAUCCAGACAAUUAUACCUGUGAAUAUUCAGCCAAAUGGGAACUGAUUCCAAGGAAAGAGACUAUCAGGUUUACUAUAACGACUAAACACAUUGAUACGUGGACCGGAAUUGGUUUUUCGCAUAACGAGAAAAUGUCACAAACUGAUGCUAUAUUAGGAUGGGUAGACAAGGCUGGCCGACCGUUCUUAAUGGAUACAUGGAUCAACGGUUACUCCCUCCCACUUCUAGACUCAACUCAGAACAUAUUCAACACCUCUGGAAAGAUAGUAAAUGGAGUAACGACACUAUCAUUCGCCAGAAAGAGGAUAUCUGACGAUUCCAAAGAUCUUUCAUUUGCCGACGAUACUUGUCUCUUCAUGAUGUUCCCAACCAGAGGUGGAGCAUUUAAUAGUGUGAAUAAGAAAAUAAGGAAACACGAGGUUAUUCCUACGGUCUCCACGGAAAAGAUAUGUAUCAGAUCUUGUGGAAAUGAUAAUAGUUUAGAUGAACACUUAACGACAACUGAAGCUACAACUACAACUGAAACUUCAGGUCUUGACUCCAACACCAAUGUAAAAUUAACAGAACAAGGCGAGAACCUUGAAAUUCCGCAACAAAGAACGAGUCAACACGAAGACUUGUCCAUUGCCAUUCCUAUUACAAAAACUAAAGAUGAUAGUUUCGAUGAGUACCUAACGACAACUGAGGCUCCAGGUCUUGGCUACAUCAUGAAAGUAAAAUUAAUAGAACUAGGCGAGAACUAUAAAAUCCCGAAACCAGGAACGAUUCAAUACGAAGACUUGUCCAAUUCCAUCGAAGAGAGCUUCAAACCUGUAUUUAACCGCCUGUCUGGGUAUAGGAGACUACACAUUGAACAAAUUAACAGUGAUCAAAACAACCUCGUCGCGACAAUAAACCUCCAGUUGGCAAAUCCAUCAGCAGAAACGGGAAGAUUUCUUACUGAAGAUACUUCGGAGAUGGACGAGAAGGUGCAUAAGCUUUUACAAAACAGCGUUGGUUCAGGAAGAGUAGGAAACUUCAAGGUUGAUCCUCAAUAUCAAGUUUUUGAACCACAGAGCAUAACCACAAACCUCAUAACAGACGCUUCGUCAUCAUCCGCCAACAACUUCUUCAACCUGACUGAAGCUAAACUGUACAUCGUGCUGGGCUGUAUAGCUGCCUUGGCCAUAGUUGCUAUUAUUCAAGCCAGUUGUACGAUCUACAAGGCCAGAAGUCGAUCCUCAGCCAACCACAAGGACCACCUAAUACCUAACUCCGCAUGGAAAGAUUACUCCUCGAAUACAAACUACGCUUUCGACGCAUUCGAAACCCCCUCCACAGUCACCCUCGAAGAGAAAAAACACUCCAACGGCAACACUAAUGGCACCAGCACCAAACCGACGAAAAGUCGCCACAUCCAACGGCCUCAGACCCGGCCGCCCAGCGUACCACCAGCAGCACCACAAGGAGACACUCGCUCUCUGCAGCGCCCGCGCAUGGGCAACUAUCCCCCCACCAACAUGGACAGAAACACCUUUUCUCUGCCGAGAACAGUGUAUGACAGGAACCACUACCAAGACAGAGGUAGACAAGGACCUGAUAUGCAGCCUGCGGACUUUUAUUUUAUGCCCUCGCAACGCAAAUACUCAGGUGAAGUGGUUAGAGUUUACGUAGAUUAUAACAAUCAGCCGAAGUGAAUAUGGUGGUGUACUAACUUUAAGGGACUUUUAAGUUAAUUUCAGAGAUCGCAAAGCGAAAUACUGUAGGUAACUUAUCGUUCAACGCUUUAUAGUCCAAUCAGCAGCCAUUUUCUCGUGGAAUUUUGAGAACCAAGGUCGAUUUUCUUGAAAAUUUGGAUUUAGGUAGUAAUUAUAACCUUUGUCAAAAUCUACCGUAUACCGAACUGCGCUUUUGCCCUGGAGCUGAAAACAACCCCAUCUGGAAGAUGAAAUUUUCUUAAUCAAAAUAACUAUGGAAAUCGAUAGAGUGACCAAUUCUGAGUAAAUUUUGUUCUAUAAUUUUUUUUUUUGCAAAAUUGACACUUUCCAAGUUAAUUGCGAUUGAAACUAUGCAUUUUUCAUUGAAAAACACUCGCGUUUUGUAACCGUUUUUCAUGAAUAACAUAAAACAAUUUAAUUUUAUAGAAAAACUCAUUAAGAACAAAAUUGUAGCUAAUAGCAAAACAAAGAGAUUACCAGACCUAUGUUAAACCCAAUAACGACUGAGUUAUUGCUUUUUAAAGUAUGGUUAUUUGCUAAUAACAUCGAAAUGGAGAGCCUUUAAUCUCAAAUAUCUCGAAUGUGGUGCAAUUUUUUGUGAAAACAUAACAGAUAUCUUUUAAAGUUACUAAAAAAGCUUUCAAAUAAGCUCUGAUAAAAGUUUCUUGCAUAAAAACUGACUGACAUGACUAAAAUAAAGUAGCUCUCUGCUUUUUUCUUUUUGAAAUGUAAAAAUUAAAGCCUCAUCGUUACAAUCCUAAUAGAAAUGAAUAGCUUCCCACUUGAAAUUAACUUUAUUUAGGUAUAAUUGAUACGAUCCAUGUGAUUUAACCGGUUUGGAAUGCUUAGUUUAGAAAAAAUAGUUGCUUAAAUCGAAAAUCGACGUUCUCAAGAUUUUUAAAAAAAGUUAAUUUUCCUUAAAUAAAAAGUAUACAUAUUAUAAAAAAAAUGGUUCAAAUAUUAAUUGUAGAAUUUAUUUUACUGAAAAUUUUGAUUUUUUUUGUUUUUGUACCAUAAAUACUUAGGUUUAUUAAAAAAAAUGAUUUUUUUUUAAUUAUAAUAAUGUCAUUUUCGAUUUAAUCAACUAUUUUUUCUAAACUAAGCACUCAAAACUGGUCGAAUCACAUGGAUCGUAUCAAUUAUAACUUAAUAAAGUUAAUUUCAAGUGAGAAGCUACAUUUGUAUUAGGAUUGUAACGACGAGGGUUUAACUUUUACAUUUCAAAAAGAAAUAAGCAGAGAGCGACUUUAUUUUCGUCAUAAGUCAGUCAGUUCUUAUGCAAAAAACUUUUGUCAGAGCUUAUUUGAAAGAUUUUUUAAUGAACUUUAAAAGAUGUGUGUUAAGUUUUACGAAAAAAUUGAACCACAUUCGAAUUAUUUGAGAUUGAAGGUUCUCCAUUUCGAGGUUCUUCGAAAAUAACCAUCAUUUAAAGAGCAAUAACUCAGCCGUUAUUGGGUUUACCUAGGCCUUUCCAACGCGACUCUCUUUGUUUUUUAUUAGCCACAAUUAUGUUCUUAAUGAUUUUUUUUAUAAAAUUAAAUUUUUUUAAGUAAUUCAUGAAAAACGGUUAUAAAACGUGAGUUUUUUCAAUGAAAAAUGCAUAGUUUCAAUCGCAAAUAACUUGGAAAAUAUCAAUUUUGAAAAAAAAUUUAUAGAACAAAAUUUACUCAGAUUUGGUCACUAUCGAUUUCCUUAGUUAUUUUGAUUAAAAAAUGUUCAUCCCCUAGAUGGGGUUGUUUUCACUCCCAGGGCAAAAGCGCAGUUCGGCAUAGGGUAGAUUUUGAAAGAAAAGUGUCAAUAGAGCUUAAACCCCAUUUUUUAUUAAAAUCUAAUUGAUUGAUUAGUUCUAAUAAAGUUUUAUUUUCAAUAUUGUUAAUAUUGAAAGUAAAACUUUCGUUCGUUUAGAAAUAAUAUUCUUUUCAAGUAUCCCCAAUAAAAAUAAUCUUUAGGAUUCAAAUCGGGGGAACGAGGAGGCCAUUCCACUAAUAAUAAUCUACCAAUCCACUUGUUCACUCUAUAUGUAAAAAAUUGCCUUUUUAUUAAAUAUUUGUAAAAUGAGUUACCUCGCAUUGAAAUCUUUUCGAUCUUUGAAAUUAAUUUGUUGUAAAUUGAUUCAAAUGUUUAUAGAUUUCGAUUUUACUCUGUCUAUAGGAAUGGGACCUUAGUACUACUCCUGUCACAGCUCAUUAAUCACUUCAACCUCUCUAGCCAGGUUAGUUUCCACAACAGUACCAUUAUUGAGACUGUAAAAUAAGUUGUACAUAUUAUGUAGUUAUUCGGUGGUGAAUCCAUGAAAUACAUAAAUAUAAUGAAUUUACUUAUAGGCAAUGUUUACUGAAUUGAUAUUAAAUGAACAAAACAUUUACGGUUUUAUUUGAUUGUUAUAUAUUUCUUUAAACGGUUACUGUACUCAUAACAUAACGCAUAAUUUUGAACACGGUGCAAUUAUGUCCAAAAGGACACAUUAAUUCUUUCAUGCCUGUAUUUUUUUGCAUAAUAUUGCCUCUUAAGAUCCGAUUUUACCUUGGAAAAUAUAAAAAAGUCGCAUAGGUCCAGGUCUGGCGAAUACGGUGGAUGUUUCAAUCAUUCUCAAUUCUACAUGAAUAUUACAAAAUCUAACGGACAGUAAUUCCGGAGAUUUUAGCAAAAGCUCUCAUUUUUUAUAUGUUUUUUGGACAAUAUUGCCCCUUAAGUUCUGAUUUUAUCUUUUCUUCUUCUGGUGCCUAUCCGUUACGGAUGUUGGACACUAACAUAGCUAUUCUGACUUUGUUGGCUGCUGCCCUGAAAAGUCCGGUAGUGGUUAAGUUAAACCAUUUUCGCAGGUUAUGCAGCCAGGAUAUUCUUCUCCGUCCUAGACCUCUUUUCCCAUGCACUUUACCUUGGAGUAUGGUCCGAAGUAGGUCAUAUCGUUGUUCAUUGCGCAUUAUAUGGCCCAGGUAUUCCAGUUUGCGACGUUUUAUGGUUACGACUAGUUCACGCUCUUUACCCAUUCUAUGUAGAACUUCUUCGUUGGUAACUCUGUCUAUCCAGGAAAUCCUCAACAUGCGUCUAUAGCACCACAUCUCAAAUUCUUCGAGUCUCUUCAGUGAUGCUUCAGUUAAGGUCCAUGACUCCAUGCCAUAUAAAAGAACGGAGAAUACGUAGCAUUUUAGUAAACGAACUUUUAUUUCCAAUUUUAUAUCGUGGCUGUUAAAGAUUUUUUUCAUUUUGACGAAAGCUGAUCUUGCCUUCUCGAUCCUUAUCUUAAUUUCCGUCGAUUGGUCCCACUGUUCAUUUAAGUUUGUAACUUUUGUUACAUUUGUAAAAUUUUAUCUUAGAAAAUAUAAAAAAAACUCACAUACGUUUAGGUCUGGCAAAUGCGAUGGAUGUCGAUUAUACAUGAUUAUUAUAAAAUCUAUAAUGGCCAGUAAUUCCCGAUUUCAGCAAAAGCUCUUAAUUUUUUGUAUCUUCUGUACAAUUUGCCAUUUAAGCUCUGAUUUUAACUUAGGAAAUAUAUAAAAAAAGUCACAUACGUCCAGGUCUGGCGAAUACGGUGGAUGUUUCAAUCAUUCUCGAUUCUACAUGAUUAUUACAAAAUCUAACAUACAGUAAUUCCUGAGAUUUCAGCAAAAGUUGGCACUUAUACCACGAUUUUUGUAAAUCAUCAUCAUCAUUUUGGGUUAAUAACUCUGUCUAGGUCCUAGGCUCUUCAAGAAUUUCUCUCCUGUCGUCCCUAUCCAUCGUCUUCCUCCGCCAAUCACUUGUUCCCAUAUUUCUCAUGUCUUCCUUUUUGUUCUCUGGGCAAUGCGUAUAUCAAGAAGCGUUUUUUUAGCUGGAGUAUUUUGUUUCAUCCGCAUUACAUGUCCUACUCACCCAGAGGUGUAACCAGGAUGAUCCUAAGGGGGGACUUAAAACUACUUGAUGGUCUCUGCGGGGUAUGGAAUAAUAAUGGUGUUAAGCGUAUAGAGCUCAAAGUACAUACAAAUUGGGGGGGGGGGGGUUAUAACCCCCAAAAUCCCCUGGUUACGCCUAUGUACCCCUCUUUUAAAGCAUUAUUUACAAAUUCUUCAUUUAUAAAACUUUUUCGACCAUUUUUAAAAUUAUACAUUUGUUAUGAGGAGCAGCACUUUUUUUUAAACAUUAAAGAAUAUUUUAAGGGAAUUUUUUCUCUUGUAGAUAGGUUAUGUUAAGCUGUAAAAUAUCCGCAUGUUUUGACAGAGGGGAUGUUUAUGUUGUCUUUUCUAGUCUUAAGUUGUAGACAGUAGUUUAACCAGUGUCGUUUGUAUAUUCAAUAUAGGAAGAUAAUAUAAGUUACUUGUAUGUAACUAAUAACAAAGCUAAGCGAUAAUAUAUUGUAGAUAAAUACCACUCUUUUAUAUAGGACUACUUCUUCUUCCCGUAGCAUUACAACCUGGGGUAGGUCUUGGCUGACUGCACAACUCAUCUCCAUCUCGAAUGAUCGUUGAUGAUAGUUAGGUCCGUGGGUAGCCCCAUUGUUAAAUACUUAAUGCAAGAUAUCACAUCACGUUGUCAAGAUUUGUUGCGGUCUUGAUUCUAAACAAAAAAAUUUACCAUACUUACACUGCACUACUUCUGGUACUUCUAUCAAGCUUUUUGGUCAAUAUUGUAAUAAUUUUAGAUAAGUCAUUUCUAGAAUACCAUUCUUAAGAGAUUUAAACCAAAUUGAUAGGAUAGGAUUGAUAGGAUUUUUUAAGUAAAAGAAAAGAACAUCUCUACGACGUAUAUAUCAACCCCAAUUAUAUUUAUGUAAUACUCUCUCGUUUUAUACCGCUAACGCGACUUUGGGAUUAUAGCAGGGUAGUCUACUCCAGUGCAUUUUACAAGGUAAAAUUAAAGGAAAAAGGACCCCAGGACGAAGAAGAAUAUUCUGGCUUGCUAACCUGAGAGCAUGGUAUAGAAAGACCUCAACACAACUAUUCCGUAUAGAAACGAACAAAAUCAUCAUAGCCAGAAUGAUCGCCAACGUUCGGAACGGAUAGGCACCAUAACAAGAAGAAGUCUGCUAUAUCUAGGGCCUACGGUAUACAAGGAAGGUAACAGGGCCAGUGCUACGCUUCAACCGCCUAUUAUUACCCAAAGUACUCACUUUAUUCAGGCUGAGUCGGCCUAGGGCCUACAGACAUUUAUAAAUGUCUAGAUGUUCUCGCCGGCGCUGGGUUUCGAACCCCGGCCUACCUGCGUGGAAGUCAGACAUACUACCGCCUGAGCUAUCCGGGCCCUCAACACCAAUUAUAAUUUAUUAAUAUAUAAAUGGCCUAAAUAGUUAAAAAUAACCAAAAAGGGUAGAUCAUUGUGUUUGUUCAGAAACAAAAUAACCUAUCAAUGUGUCUAGCGUGACGUCAUACUAAUAUGACGUACUACUAAACCUUGUCUCGUUGCGUUUCUUACCACGUUUUCCGUAAAAAAUUGAUUUUCCUAUUACCACUAUGGAAGCUUUUUUAAUUUCCACAACUCUGGGCCUAUAACCUUUAAUAGGGAUGCAUGAUGGAAAAGAAUUUACUUAGAUGACAUACUACAAAGGAUACGGUGACAAAUCUAAACCUUUUUUUAUAACAAUAAUGCCUGGUUACAAUACAUAUUUCACCAAUUGCAAUACCAACAGAUUUCACGUUACCAACUUUAGAGCAAUUUAGAUUAUUUUCAUUACAAUAUUCAUAUAUAGGCCAAACUUUCUGUUUUGGAUCAGUUUACGUGUUAAACAGGUUCGGGGUUACUUAUGUUUGAUUGUAUUUGUUUUGUGCGUACUGUUUAUAACAUCACACACCACACACACCUGUUAUCGCUUAGUUUUGUAAAUAGUUAAUGAUAGAAUAGUAUAUAAUUUAUUAUCACGCAGUUUCCGCGAGUUUUGCUAUUCUAUACAAAAGUAUAAUUAAAUAAACAACCAAUAAAAUAAAAGACUUAAAUAUCAAUUAAUAUCAGUUAAUAUGUUAUCCUUAGUCUUGUCCUAAGCUCUUCAUGUAACACUGAGUUCCAGCUCUUAUAUCUUCGUUUUAGUGGUCUGCUGCAAUGAUUUUAUUAUUUAUUGCAGAGUUGUCUACGAAUUUUCAGUUUUUUGCUGUUACUCUGUCGUAUGCUGUUGCUAGGUCAAUAAAUAAUAGGUGAAUGUCUUGGUUUCUUGAUACUUUACUGCUUACUGUUUUACUUCACAGGGUUUUUGUCCUUCUUCUAAUAAACUUUUAAGAUUUUUUUUGUAUAGUCGUUGCAGUUUCUUUGCAGCGUCUUACUAGGUUAUAGCAUAUGUACAUGUUUACCACAUACAAAGCAGCCCAAGAUUUUGUAGACAAAAGAAAGAUGUUUGGGGCAAUGAGAAUUCUUCAGUUACUCCUUAUAGAAGGCGACGCCAUAAAAAUAGCUGACAAACAACCAAGAAUAUAUAUGUAUAUCUUCAAAUAUACCAAGAAAUACCAGUGCAAAACUCUACUACAAAAAAGCAUACAUUCGGUUCUCACAAGACUUGGACUUGAAACAGAAUGAAAACAUGUUAGAAAGUUUUGAGUGAAAAGUACAGAGAAUCAUUUAUACAGCUGUGAAUGACAAUGAUGUAUGGAUAAGACGGUACAACUUAAACUUCACAGAAGAUAUCUGGGACCAGAAGCGGGUAGGACCUGUAAUGAGGAUGGGGCAAAGUGUCACUGUAAGAAAAACGUUCCUUGUGUUGUAAAGCCAGAAUGAUAUGAGGAUGGUGAUGAAAUCAGUAUUGGCACAGUACCCAGAGGCUAUAACCAGUGAAAUGUACUUUUAGAAACAUUGACUUAAUUGAAUGCAUGAAUCUAGUAUUGUAAAACUAGCAUGAUAUAAUAAUUAUGAUGGUGAUGAAAUCAGUAUUAGCACAGUGCCAGAAACUAGUAUCCCAGUCGAAAGUACUUUCAAAAAAUUCACUUCAUUUUUCUUCAUGUGUCAUCUCCUCUAAGAAGGUCGGCAACCAUCAUGGCAAUUCGCACUUUCGAUUCCGCUGCUCUAAAGAGAUCAGGACCCCGAUUUUUGACCCUUCGCUUCUUAUACUAAAGAGGUACGAAGCGAAUACGUUCGAUAACGAAGCGAAGGGUCAAAAAUCGAGGUGCAGAACCUUCGCUUCGUCAUCGAAAGUAUUCGCUUCGUAUACUAAACAGAUACGAAGCGAAUACGUUCGAUAACGAAGCGAAGAGUCAAAAAUCGACGCCCAACAUAAGUGCAGUUAAACCAAGCUCUCCAAUUAUUUAACCAGGAGAUGCAUCUUCUUCCACGACUCCUUCUACCCUGUAUUCUUCCUUGUAUUAUUCAUUGCAACAAGUUAUAACGCUCGCCCCCAUGACAUGUCCCAGAUAUUUCAGUUUUCUAACUUUAAUUGUAAUUAGAAACCUCUCUUUCUUUUCCCAUUUUUCUCAACACAUCGACAUCCGCGACUCUACCCACCCAACUUAUUUUUAAUAUCCUUCUGUAGGCCCAUAACUCGAAGGCUUCUAAUCCGAAACAUGUUUCAUUAACGUCCAAGCCUCCAAACCAUAAAAUAAUACGGAGAACACGUAGCAUCUUAGAAGUCUUAUCCUUAAAGAAAUUGUAAUAUCCCUGCUUCAUUGACUUCAUAGUAAUAGAAAAAAAAAAACUGUAUUAUUUUGUUUAUUUAGCGUAUGGUGUAACCCAAUACUCUGGGUAUUGGGAUUUGGAAGAAAAAGAGCUGAUGAAAGAGGGGGAAAAUAGAAGAGAAGAGGGUUAAGAUACUAAUGGAGAGUGGCUUAGCUCAGACGAACAAAUCAAAGAGGCAGAGAGACACUAUAUCUCAAGUGAGGACUCGGGCUAGCUUCAGUGCACUAAAUAUUGGCUUUAAAAUAUACAAACAGAGAUAUGGGAUAAUGAAAGGGUAGAAACAAGGAAGAAAAUGAGACAGGUUAAUGCGAGAAGGGAACGCAACUAGAUAAGAACGCUGGAGACAGAAUAAUAUGAAGAUACGACAAGGAAAGAAGAAGAAAAAGGGCGCCAACUCGAACGAACAGCUCAGAUUUCUGAACCGAGGAUUUGAAAAGUUCGAGAUUUUUGAAAUAAAGAAAAACAGAAUAAACGACCAAUAAAUAAAUGACAGUGAUACAAUGACCUGAAAUACAAAAAAAAAUAUUCACUAUUUACCUUGUUCUGCUAUAUUAUCAACUGGUGAUACGAGACUGAAAUAAAAAUCAACCUUACUAAGAACAAAUAUAUUUAUAAUAUUUCACAAUUUACAAUGUAUCCAUGAUACUUAUAAAACAUGUGAGAUAAACAAUAGUGGUGGAGUUGAGAAAAAUAACAAUCUAGAACCCAAAGGGUUACGCCAAGUAAAUUACCACCGCUAUUGCGCAAUAUAAAAAUAUCAAUAACGAAAACCAGGUCAGUGUCCGUAAGCGUAGCGAAAUCCUAUACUAUGGUUAGUAUACUAAUAUUAAUUGAUCCUAGACUAGAUAAGGUAUAGUUAAUACUAGAACAACUAAUGGUUACACAAAAAAAUUUAAUACCUUAUCUAGCAGAGACUUAAAGGGUGACGUACUCACCAAUCGAACUAUUAAGUGUCCGAAACAAUAGAAAUACCAGAUCUAUGUCUAAGUACUAUACCUAAGUAAACAUAGAUGCUGGAAGCUAUAUAAAACUAACAAAAUGAGUUUGGUUAAAGACUUUUCCAGAAAUAUUAUUUAAAACCUAUCGACAAUCUUUAUAUAUGUCUUAAUUCCCCUUUCCCUUAUCAAUUAAUUUAUUUUAUUUGAAUAUUUAUUUAUUAUUUACCAUUACCUAACUUUAUUUAAAAUCCUACUUCAAAAAACCUAUGUAUAUAGUGUAGUAUAGGUACCUGUUAUAUGCAUAUAAAAAGUUUACACAAAUUUAUUACUGUAGAGUAAAAACCAAAAUAUUUAUAGGUAUGAAUUGAAAUAAAGAAAAAAAAACUCUUAUCUUUUAUAACUCCUGGGUAUAUUCAUAGGAAGGUCCACUAGAUUUGGGAAAUCUCUGUGCACUAUAACAUCUGUGUGGAGCGGUCUGAAGUUGAGAGGUUCUGUGGAUGUAUUUGGUGAAACGGGUCGGUAAUGGUUUAUGAUGUCCUACUAUUAGUUAUAUAAAGUAUAUUUAUCCAUAAAAAAAUCCAACUAAGUAUCCAAAUUAGUUAUAUAAGGUAUAUUUAUCCAUAAAAAAAAAUCCAACUAAGUAUCCAAAUUAUGGGUGGAAUGGAAAUAUGAUGUAGAAUGUAAAAACGAACCCUGGGAUCUCUGAUACGUGACCACGUGGUAUAAUUUAUGUUAUAAUUUCUUGAAUUCUUGUUUUUUUGUUACUUUGGAGAUUGUCUGUUGAGUUUCCUGAUGUUUAGUUUACUGGUGGUAUGUAAUAUAUUUAAUUUCAGUCCAUUAUUUUCCCAGAGUUCGUCUACAAAUAGCAAGCAGCUCACGUAUCAGAGCGGAUGUUCUUUAACCAACCGAUUUUACUAUUACGAGUUUCGCUUCUCUACCGUCCCGUUGGUCGUUCGGCCUGCGCCUACACGUCGAAGCGUUAGGGAGUUAUAAAGAUACAUAGGCGCAUCAAAUAAAACACUUACGGGGUAGCAAUAAAUGCUACAAUGGGUAACAUCACAGAAUAGGUAAAGAUAUCCUGUUUUUUAUAUAUUCUAUUGACUCUUCGGUUCCCAUUACGAAGUCUGUAGGGUCGCCUGUGUGGGCAGUCCUGUGACAUGUGUCUGAUCGUCUGUCUUGAGUGUCUUGCAGCACAGCAGUCACAAGAAGGCGAGGGAAGUUUACCCCAUCUGUAGAGGACUGCCCAAAUCUUACGGGGACGUUCACAUCCGUCUGUGAUGUCCAGUAGACUAUGGUAAUGCGGAUCUGUCUUACUUUCCCGUUCUUAUCUCUAUCGGGUAUUUAAGUCAAACUUGAUUACUGCAGCGCUUCAGGGGAGGUCACCUAGUUCGAAAACGGUUUCCAAGAAUACCGUGGAUGUCGUUGUGGACUAGAAGUUGACGACUAUCCACAAUUUUGUUGUAUUAUUUGUAUGUUCAAUGCAUGUUCGCGGUGUAGGUUGGUUGGAGCUAUGCUACCAGGGGUGGAUAGCCACAUUUGCGCAUAAUUGUGCUUGUUAUCAUACGCAUAUUUAUUAUUAUUUAUAUACUUUUGAUUAUAAAAUAGCAAAACCAUUUCAGACUGUUUUCAUGUACAUAUUUUAUCGUAUUAUUUAAGGGAAAUAAUAUUAUACACUUAUAUACAAAUACUUUAAUACGAAGAAAGCCAAAUAACCUCUUUACUCCAUGUACAUAUAGAGAAAUAUUUUGUAGAUUUAUAGAUUUAUCUACUAUUUUGUAACUAUCAGUAAAAAAAGAGCUAAAAAUGUAGGUUUCUCGUUGAUCGGUAGUAUCGAAGACAUUUAGUGUUAUUUUAAAGCAUAGAAAUAUACACAAAAUUUUGUUACUUUCUUUAAAGUCUAUAGUUGAAGUUUUUCUGUUUGUAUAAUUUAUCCUUUUUAAUAUUUGUAAGUAUUUUUGUAAAAUUUAACCAAUAAAUUCUAAGAAAUUUUA